CGUAAUCAAUUAUGCAUAUACGCCGUACACAUAAGAGACAGAACACAACAGUUUUAACAAACAUUAUCGUCUCUUUACGCUAGUAGUAUAGUACAUCGCCACUUCGCUUUCUGCGUCAAAGUCUUGCUCUUUCCAUUCCUCCACACACACACACACACAGUGAAUCCUCGGAGUUCCACUAUGGAGAAAAUACAGCACAAGACAAUCCAAGCAAACAACAUAAACAUACACAUAGCUGAGAUAGGUCAAGGCCAGCCCAUCCUCCUGCUCCACGGCUUCCCUGAGCUCUGGUACUCCUGGCGCCACCAGUUGCUCUCCUUGUCUUCCCUCGGCUACCGUGCCAUCGCCCCUGACCUCCGUGGCUACGGUGACUCCGACGCGCCGCCUUCGCCCUCCAGCUACACCGUGCAUCACGUGGUCGGUGAUUUGGUGGCUCUGUUGGAUCAUUUGAAGAUUGACAAGGUGUUUUUAGUGGGUCAUGAUUGGGGGUCUUUUAUAGCUUGGUGGUUUUGUAGGAUUCGGCCUGAUAGGAUUAAGGCUUUGGUUAGUUUGAGUGUUGUGUUCUCGCCCAGGAAUCCGACUAGGAGGCCUUUGCAGUCUUUGCGGGCUGCUUUUGGUGAUGAUUACUACAUGUGCAGGUUUCAGGAACCAGGAGUGGCAGAAGAAGACUUCGCUCGUGUUGAUCCUGCAGUCAUUAUAAAAAAAAUGCUUACGCUUCGCGAUCCAGCUCUACUUCGACUACAUAAAGAUGGUUUAGUCAGACCAGAUGAAGUAUUUAUACUUCCUUCUUGGUUAUCUGAGGAAGAUGUGAACUUUUAUGCAAGCAAAUUCAAGCAAACAGGCUUUACAGGUGGACUGAACUACUACCGAGCUAUGGAUCUAAACUGGGAGCUCACAGCACCAUGGACCGGUGUGCAAGUGAAGGUGCCUGUGAAGUUCAUUGUUGGGGACCUGGACAUUACCUACAACACACCAGGAGUCAAGGACUAUAUACAUAAAGGCGGUCUCAAAAGAGAUGUGCCGUUUCUACAGGAAUUAGUGGUUAUGGAAGGUGUUGCUCACUUUCUUCAAGAAGAAAGGCCAGAGGAAAUCAGCGCCCACAUCUACGAUUUCAUCAAAAAGUUCUGACUUUGUUUUAUUACGCAGUCAUUUCUGGCUUCAACAAUUUGGCAUGGUAAUUGGCCUUUUUAUAUAUAUGUGUGGAAUAAGUUAUACACUGUUCUAAUUGAUUUGUGUAGAAAACUAUAGUCUGUGUGGUAUUUAAGCAACCUCCAACUUGGUUUAUGCUGCUUGUUUAGUGGGAGCCUUUACUACUAUAAUACUAAGUUUGUGCUCUUGUAGAAAA
Messenger RNA from Daucus carota subsp. sativus, 1345 nucleotides. RefSeq lists its product as uncharacterized. Gene Ontology annotation, molecular function: hydrolase activity. The record is from RefSeq and is a predicted model, not a curated record. NCBI's taxonomy places the organism in Eukaryota, Viridiplantae, Streptophyta, Magnoliopsida, Apiales, Apiaceae. Bases 181 to 1128 code for a protein of 315 amino acids. The transcript is spliced from 3 exons.